UUUCCGGUUACGCGGCGCGGCACGUGCUAGCGGAGUGCUACUUAUAAAAUAAAUAGUGGUUUAUUGUGAUUAGAGUGAAUAAAUACAAUACUAUUUGAAGUGAACCGAAAAAAUGGUGGGGUCAAGAGUUUACGUCGGCGGUCUGCCGUUCGGUGUCAGAGACAGAGACUUGGAGAAGUUUUUCAAGGGAUUUGGGAGGAUCAGGGACAUACUUAUCAAAAAUGGAUAUGGUUUUGUGGAAUUUGAAGAUUACAGAGAUGCAGAUGAUGCAGUCUAUGAACUCAAUGGCAAGGAUUUACUAGGAGAAAGGGUGACGGUGGAGCGCGCGCGAGGCAUGCCGCGCGGCUCGGACCGCUGGCGCAGCCGCGACCAGCCGCCCGCCGCGCCGGCGCCGCGCCGCCCGCCGCCGCCCAACCAGGCCAAGCGACGGGACGCGUCUGUAUUACACACACGAAAGAACCAAGAUGACAAUUACAGAUAUGGGCCGCCAACGAGGACGGAGUAUCGGCUUGUCGUCGAAAAUCUGUCUAGCCGCAUUAGCUGGCAGGACCUGAAGGAUUACAUGCGUCAAGCGGGAGAAGUUACUUACGCUGACGCGCACAAGCAACACAGAAAUGAGGGCGUGGUGGAGUUCGCGACGCACUCUGACAUGCGCGCCGCCAUCGAGAAGCUGGACAACACCGAGUUGAAUGGGCGCCGCAUCAAGCUGGUGGAGGACCGGCGUUCCUCGCGACGCCGCACGCGCUCGUCGUCGAGCCGCAGUCGCAGCCGCUCGCGCGCGCGCCGCAGCCGAAGCCGCUCUAGGGCCGGCCGCAGCCGUUCGCGCUCCAAGUCCAAGGGCAAAAGCAAGAGCCCCGCUGCAAAGUCCCGUUCUAGAUCCCGUUCCAAGGACCGCAGCCGCUCGAAGUCCCGCUCGGGCUCGCCGCGCCGCGCCGGCCGCCGCUCCGGCUCGCGCGCCUCCGACCGCAAGUCCGAGGACCGCAACGGACACCGCUCCAAGUCCAGAUCGCCCGCCAAGUCCAAAAAAACUGAGGCGAAGCCAGCAAGGGAAAGAUCUCGAUCCCGCAGCAAGGAGGCGGGUUCUCCCAAGCGCGAAGAGCGCGAGGAGCGUCGCGUAAGCAAGUCUCGCUCUCGGUCCCGCUCUCGCUCCCGGUCAGCGUCGCGCGGCCGUUCCCGCUCCCGCGACCGCUCGGCGUCUCGCUCCCGCUCACGCUCGCGGUCGCCGCGCCAGAACGGCGACGCGCCCGACGACCGAUCUCCGCGCUCCGGCGAUUAGACAUACACAUAUUGCAAGAUCGGCUUUAGUGCUAUACUGACUUGAUUAUAUUGUGUUAUUAAGAUUUGAAAUAUCUAAACCACAUACAUAUUUGGCUUUUCUUAUGCCUAUAGC
Molecule: messenger RNA, 1390 nt
Organism: Cydia amplana
Lineage: Eukaryota; Metazoa; Arthropoda; Insecta; Lepidoptera; Tortricidae
Gene: B52
Product: serine-arginine protein 55
Exons: 12
Coding region: 113-1276 (387 amino acids)
Cellular component (GO): cytoplasm; nucleus
Molecular function (GO): mRNA binding
Source: RefSeq, a predicted model, not a curated record